AUGACAACGACUAAAAUUUCACCUCAUUUGGAGAGCAAAAUAACCUUUCAAUUUACUAUAAGGAACGUAUCUCAAUUGUCAGGAGAGGUGUUUAGCCCUCCAUUUGCAUCCAGCUAUGGAAGUGAUCGUUUUGAAUAUAACAGGGCGUCUUCGCCACUGUUUUGGCAGUUAUCGUUUGGGGUGAACAAGAAAUCUCCGGAAUAUUGCUAUGUGCGCUUAAUUGCCAUACCUAACGCUCACGAAAAAGUGAUCCAAACGCUCGCAGCGAGGAGAAAACACGUAACUGCGCGCUUGUUUUUAAAGGCAUCACAGUCAGCAACGCAGUACUUGGCUCAACAGCGAGUGUCACCCCACAAACUAAACCGGAGGGUACUUGACCGAACCGCACCCAAAUUCUGGAAACGUGUUACCGUCGCAAAAGAUAAGGUGAUUGUCGGCUGUGUGCUCGACCACGCAGAAAUCCAGUCUGCCAAAUAUGCCACGCUGCUUCCUGACAAACCCACACCUCGGUCUUUACUUGCCGUCUGGGGCAGUUAUCUGAACAACCCCUCUAAAAGUGAUAUCUUAUUUCGUGCGCGAGGUGGGUCAUUAUACGCCGAAUCGAGGAUUCUGUCGGCCAGGAGUCCGUACUUUCGUGCCAUGUUUAAUGGACAAUGGGCCGAGACUAAAAUGAAGAGUAUCGAAAAUCAAACGGAGGAAGAUGUUUACAGCGAUAUUGAGAAGAGCAGAUACGAGGAAAAAGAACGAGGAAAUAACGAAAUGGAUGGUAUGGAAGACAUAGGAGAAGAAAUUGAGAAGCAAGACGUGCAGCAGAAAAAACGAGAGGAUAUAUCUGAGAAAAGAAAGUCGAGAAAGGGCGAAGGCGAAGAAAGGAUGGACGGAGAUGACAGUUCAAUGGAAGAAAGUGAUUUUAGCUAUGAAGACCUAUCACUGUUUGAUAAAUCCAAGGAGCAAAAUAUGGAAGUUAAGGAGGAGGAAAUGGAUGAUGUCGAAACAGUGACUCAAGACGGGGUGGGCAGCAUGGGAAAUCAGUUUGGAACGAAUAAUCGAACCGCUAGUUUUGCGUCUACAUCGGGGAUUCAGAAUGACGCAUGCUCCAUUAAAUCCCGCCUAAGCUAUUUGUCAUCUAUACCUUCAAAACCUUCACAAUAUCACGUAAUCGAUCUUCCCGAAGUAUCUUAUCCAACUCUCAAUGCUCUCCUUCUUUAUCUAUAUAUCGAUCUAAUACACUUUGAUGCCGAUCCCAAGUCUUCAAUAUCUGCCCUUGCUAUCUAUACUCUAGCCGAUCAAUAUUGCAUUACUGAUCUUAGCGAGUUGGCGAAAGCAUCGAUUCUUGAAAACCUAAGUCCGGAAAAUGUGGCAGAAAUGUUGUUUGGUUCCGGGUAUUUGUAUCCGGAAUUGAAAGGGCCUUUGUUGGAAUAUAUUAUCAGAAAUUUCAAUGAUGUGAAAAAAUCAGAGGGAUUUAGGCACGUGUUGGAUCAUCCUGAAGAAUAUGAAAAUUAUGCAGAGGUUAUCAAAGAAAUUUUUGCUGGAUUGGAGGUACCAACGCCCGAGUGA
Molecule: messenger RNA, 1557 nt
Organism: Paraglomus brasilianum
Lineage: Eukaryota; Fungi; Glomeromycota; Glomeromycetes; Paraglomerales; Paraglomeraceae
Source: the annotation of a GenBank genome assembly